Protomyces lactucae-debilis is the source of this 1089-nucleotide messenger RNA. RefSeq lists its product as uncharacterized. The transcript has 2 exons. Lineage: Eukaryota; Fungi; Ascomycota; Taphrinomycetes; Taphrinales; Protomycetaceae. Bases 1 to 1089 code for a protein of 362 amino acids. The record is from RefSeq and is a predicted model, not a curated record.
AUGGGACCUCCCACGGCAACUGCAAAUCCACCACCUUCCACGCCUACGUCAAUGGGACCUCCGAAGUCCAGUCUCCCACCUCCAGUGUCCCUAUCUCAGCAGCUGCGAGAGAUGCAGGAAGAGGUGGAGGCAGAAGCCAGGCGCCUCCGAGAAAACAAUACCAUGCUGUUCAAGCAAGUUGAGGUGUUGGCCGCGACCAAGGCCUCCAAACAGGAGAUUCUGGACAUGGAAGCCAAGGUGGAUGAGAUGGGAAAGAAAGUGAUCACCGAAGUGCAGCUCGAGCUCAACAAGUGGGUUGAACUCACAAAAGCAUCGCAUGCCGCCCUCAGCAAGAGGCUCGACAAGAUAACCUUGCCUUCUCCAGUAAAGGAGGAGGCGGCUAACUCGGCUUUCAGGGACGCUCAUCCUGCUUGUAUCGAAAGAACGGAAGAAGGCCCAGACGCUGCACCUGUGCAGCAGCUCAAGCCUCCAAAGCUGGUCAGCCUUGACCCAAAGCGACCAGGGGCGUUCACUUCGAUGGUCAUGAUCUAUCUCGACAAUUGGGGUCAUGCCUCGACAAUGAUGGCAAUCAACGCCGCAUUGACCGAGUCGAAGUCGGCAGCUGUCCAACAGUUCCACUUGAGGAACACCAAAAAAAGGGGUCCCGCCACACCCCAAGCCUGGUGUGAUUUGAUCACAAAACAGUUCGCCGCAUCACGGUCAAUGGCCCUGGCCACCUUACAUCAGGCCCGGAUGUUCAACCCAUCAAAGGACGAUGUUCAGGAAUGGAUCGCGGAACUCCAAUUUAUCUGCCAGAAGGCUGAACAGGAAGACGAGUUUCCUUGGAUCAGUCUUCGGGUGCCAGAGUCGGACCUGCCAGAUGGCAAGCCUCCGAGUGCCUACAAGUCGGUGGCUGCCCUCCAAGAGGCCAUGUUGGUCCAAAAGCACAGAAAACGAUUCAGAGAACCCAGUCGUUCCGUGCCAACGCUGAGUGAAGCGGACCAGGCCAAUCCUAAGCCUGUUGUUACUGCCAACAGUCUCCCCAGCAGGAACGAUCGAGGUGUGCCUUGUUGUCGAUUUUGUCGCACCUACCUACCACUGGCGCAAUGA